UAUCUUAAACUGCCCGAUUCUUUGAAGCUAAUUUGAGCUGAGCCGCCAUUAUCCAUGCUAUCUUCUUUCCACUGAACAGCCUGCGCUCUAUCGCCUACUUCUCCAACUCUCUCAAAACCUUCCAAAUUGCUAAAUGGAAGCUUUACAAUCUUCAUUUCUCUGCUCAACUCCACUGAAAACCCCAUCUCACAAACUCACCAAAAAACCCAAACCAAAACCCACCAUAUUCGUCUGCUCCGUCACACCAGACCCAUGGACACUCAGCGACGGCAACAACAAAAACCUAAACAAACCAAAGCCCAAAUCAAAACACGCCAAAAACCCACUUUCCGAUGACAACGCUCGUCGCAUUAUCAAAGCUAAAGCCCAAUACUUAAGCGCGUUGAGACGAAACCAAGGCUCACAAGCUAUGACUCCUAAAUGGAUUAAGCGGACGCCUGAACAGAUGGUGCAGUAUUUGGAAGACGAUAGAAAUGGGCAUUUGUACGGAAAACAUGUGAUUGCGGCUAUUAAGAGAGUUAGAAGUCUUUCGGGCAAAGCUGAAGGGUCAUAUGAUAUGAGGGAAGUGAUGAGUUCUUUUGUUACUAAGCUUACAUUUAGAGAGAUGUGUGUUGUGCUCAAAGAACAGAAGGGUUGGCGACAAGUUAGAGACUUUUUUGAUUGGAUGAAAUUGCAGUUAAGCUACCGGCCAAGUGUCAUUGUCUAUACGAUUGUCCUGCGUGCAUAUGGCCAAGUUGGGAAAAUCAAGCUAGCUGAGCAGACCUUUUUGGAAAUGCUUGAAGCGAGGUGUGAACCUGAUGAGGUUGCUUGCGGUACCAUGUUGUGUGCUUAUGCUCGAUGGGGACGUCACAAAGAGAUGAUGUCCUUCUUUUCUGCUGUUCAGCAAAGGGGAAUUACACCUUCAACUGCAGUCUAUAAUUUCAUGCUUUCAUCUUUACAAAAAGGAUCACUUCAUGAAAAUGUUAUUACUAUAUGGAAACAGAUGGCUGAAAAAGGGGUUGAGCCCAAUCAUUUUACUUUUACAGUUGUUAUCUGCUCACUUGUCAAAGAAGGUCAUGCUGAAGUAGCUUUUAAGACUUUUAAUCAGAUGAAGAGUUUGGGGUUCAUUCCAGAGGAGGCAACUUAUAGCCUUCUCAUCAGUCUGGUUUCAAAGAGUGGUAAUUAUGAUGAAGCUUUCGGGUUGUAUGAAGAUAUGAGAUCACAAGGGAUAAUCCCGAGUAACUUUACAUGUGCUUCACUUUUGACAAUGUAUUACAGAAAGGAGGAUUAUCCCAAAGCCCUUGCUCUGUUUGAGGAGAUGGAAAGGUAUGGCAUCAAAAUAGAUGAAGUCAUAUAUGGCUUGCUUAUCAGAAUAUAUGGCAAGCUUGGUCUCUACGAAGAUGCUCAAAAGACAUUUGAAGAAGUUAAGAAGUUGGGUGUGAUUAGUAAUGAAAAGACCUAUACAACAAUGGCUCAAGUCCAUUUAAAUGCUGGAAACUUUGAGGAAGCACUGAAUGUAAUGGACGAAAUGAAGUCAAAGAACAUAUUAUUUUCAAAAUUCUGUUAUGGUAUCUUGUUGAGGUGCCAUAUUGCAAAGGAAGACUUGGCAUCUGCCGAAGCUGUGUUUCAGGCUCUCUCUAAGACGCAAGGUCCUGAUUGUGGUUUUUGCAAAGACAUGCUCAAUUUGUACAUGAGACUCGGCUUAACUGAGAAAGCAAAAGAUUUUAUUUUCCAGAUAAGGAAAGUUCAAGUGGAAUUUGAUGAGGAGCUUCUCAAGUCAGUCGUGAAAGUUUAUUGCGUUGAAGGAAUGGUCAGAGAUGCAGUGCAGUUGAUAGGAGAGUUCAGUGCAAGCAAGGUAUUUGAAGAUUCUGUAUUUACAGAGACUUUUUCUGUGGCCAUUCAUGGAAAUGAUAGAUUUACCGCAGCUGAAAUUGCUUCCAAGCCCUUGGACCAACCAGGUGCCGUGGCUUUUGAGCUGGCCCUUAUCCUCUUUAUAGCAGAUGGAAAUACAACGAAGGCAGAAGAAACACUAUAAUUGUUGCUUAAGAGUACAAAUGGCCUGUCUGUUGCUUGUCAGCUUAUCAGAAAAUUCACCAUAGAAGGUGACAUUUCAAAGGCGGAAAACCUUCAUAACCUGUUAAUGAACCUGGGCAGAAAACCAGAGGAUGCUGCAAGUGCAUCCUUGAUAAAUUUUUAUGGGAAGCAGAAGAAAUUGAAGGAAGCUCUAAAUGUCUUUGAAUCUGUUGCAGACUCCUCGAGGACUGGAAGUCUUCUAUACAAUUCCAUAAUUGAUGCAUAUAAUAGAUGUGACAAACAAGAGGAAGCUUACAUGUUUUACAAGGAAGAGAUGGAGAAAGGGCAUUUUUUUGGUCCAGUAGCUAUUAGCAUGCUAGUGAAUGGUUUAUGUAAUUGCGGGAGAUAUGCUGAAGCAGAGGACAUUAUUCACAAUUCUUUGCGUGCUAAUUUAGAGCUUGAUACUGUGGCAUAUAAUACAUUUAUCAAGGCAUUGCUGGAAGCAGGUAAAUUGCGCUUUGCUACCAGAGUUUAUGAGCACAUGCUCUCCUCGGGUGUUGCUCCAUCAAUUCAAACAUACAAUACCAUGAUUAGUGUAUAUGGACGAGGAAGAAACCUGGAUAAAGCUGUGAAAGCUUUUGAUAUGGCUCAGAAGAUGGGCAUUUCUUUGGAUGAAAAGGCUUAUACCAACUUGAUAUGUUAUUAUGGAAAGGCUGGGAAAUAUGAUGAAGCAUCUAAUCUAUUCGCCAAGAUGCAAGAAGCAGGGAUAAAACCUGGGCAGGUGAGCUACAAUAUUAUGAUGAAUAUAUAUGCUGCUGCUGGACUUUAUCGAGAAGCUGAAGUCCUCAUGCAUAGCAUGCACACCAGUGACUGUUCACCCGACUCCUUAACCUAUCUCGCACUUAUUAGAGCAUAUACAAGGGGAGCAGAGUACUCAGAAGCUGAGCUUGCCAUUGAUUCUAUGCAGAAAGAAGGAAUUCCCCCUUCUUGUGCGCAUUAUAACGUGUUGCUAUCAGGUUUUGCAAAGGGAGGAUUAAUUGGAGAAGUAGAAAGGGUCUAUAAAAAUGUCAUGAACGCUGGACUACAACCUGACCUAGAGUCUAAUCGUAUUAUGCUUAGAGGUUACACGGACUAUGGUCACGUGGAGGAAGGCAUCUCCUUCUUUGAACGAAUUUCCAAGUCCGUAAAACCUGACCGGUUUAUAAUGAGUGCAGCUGUGCACUUGUACAGGUCAGCAGGCUUAGAAGUCAAAGCAGAAGAGGUGUUGAGGUCUAUGAACAGUUUGGGGAUUCCCUUCUUGGAAAAUCUUGAAGUUGGAUCAAGGUUGAAAGCUGCCUGAUUCAUCAGGAUAGACUCUGGAGUUGGACCAUUUAAUGGAUUUCUUGACGAGAUGAAAUCGAGGGUCUACCGGAAACAAUCUCUCUACUUUCUCAAGGUAGGGGUAAGGACUGUGUACACACUACCCUCCCCAGAUCACACAUGUGAGAUUGCACUGUGUUUGUUGUUGUUGACGAGACGAAAAUGCCAAAUGACAAUUAUAUCGUAUCAAGUAGGCAACUGUGUGUAGACUAGCAUGAAUACUGAAUACAAUAGUCAAAGAUAUACCAGGCAGGGAUGGAGCUAAGCUAAUAUUUUGUGAAGAAGUUGGAAUAACGUGCAGAGAGCAUUAUCUGAGUAUCGUCGUGCUGAUGGUCUUCUUACUGGGCGUGGUAACAUCCCAAGUCGGAAUAUGAUGAAUUCUGUUAAACCAAUUUUGAAGGCCUGAGAAAGUGUAAAUAGCAUUUGGUUUUUAAGUUUGUCUCUUUUACUGCUUAUACCGUAAAUGAUCAAGCAUUAUGUACAGACACUAGAUCUUGGUAAUAUUCUACUACUUGCAUAUUAAUACGCACUAACAAGUAUAUUUUACCAUAAUCACACGCAUUAGUUGGCUGUUAUAUUUUGUUGGAGGGGACAAGUCUGUUACUGGAAUAGUUAGAAAUUUGAUCGAGUGUA
This is a messenger RNA of Nicotiana tabacum (common tobacco), 3984 nucleotides long. Its product is annotated as pentatricopeptide repeat-containing protein At5g27270-like. The record is from RefSeq and is a predicted model, not a curated record. NCBI's taxonomy places the organism in Eukaryota, Viridiplantae, Streptophyta, Magnoliopsida, Solanales, Solanaceae. Gene Ontology annotation, molecular function: protein binding.